AUGUACAGCCGCAAGCUGGAGCGGAUGCACCGCCCGGCGUCGGACAUCACCAAGUAUGACAACGAGCCCUACAUGAAGAACCCCCUGCUGAAGUUCCGCAUAAGCGAGGUGCACGAGCGGCGCCACUUCCAGUUCCUCAAGCAGAAGGCGGCGGAUGUAAAGGUGCGUGUGGCACGACAGCACUGGCAGCCAGAACCGGAUAUGCGCCUCCUACCGCAGUCCCACUAUGAGGACAAUUUGCGACGCGAGGUGCGAAAGAUUGUGGUGCCGCCGAUGCUGAAGCGUACAGAAGCCAAGAUUCUCAGCUUCGCUUCGGAGAGGCUCAAGAACAAGUAUCCGGAGCUGGUGAAGGCCUACAUGAAGGAUGUUCACGCGGAGUUCAAUCGUUUGAUGAAAGUCUACAGCAUGAAGAACAUCCUACGCCACCCGGAGUUCCCCGACGAGGAUCCCUCCCAGUUCGAGCUGCCGCGUGCCGACGUCAAUACACGGCGACCUGGGCGUACGCAAAACUACAGCAACUUUCUGGAGAACCGUCGGCGUAUCGCGCAGAAGCUGCUCAUCCUGCAGCUACCGCUUCGGGCCAUCCUUAACCUGUCCGUCGGUGAGCUGCCUAACUUGGCCUGCAUCUUCAACUACGUGCUGGCCACGGGCGCCAUGCAGCAGCAGUUGGGUCUGGGCGGCCGAGAGGCGCUCGCCCACAAGUUUUAUCGCAAGUAUAUCCAGAACCAGUUGGACAAGGUGAACACCUUCAUGCGUUGGGUCUGGUAUCCCAAGAUCGUCGCCGUGUUGCGCAAGCUGUUGCGCAAGCGCGUAAUGCCAAUGAGCACCUGGAAGCGGGCCUGGGACGCCAUGGAGGGCCUGAUGAAUCGCGAGAUGACCAACAUGAAAAUUCGCACCUUCGAGGAGAUGUACCGCAUGUGUAGCCAUCCGCGCACCAUGCCCAUGCUGCGCAUGUCCUUGGAGUGGUCCGAGUUCUCGGGCGAUCUGGACAUUCGACCCAAUGUGUGGAGCGUCAUGCGUACCUUUGCCGAAAUUGCUACUGAGAUCUCAAUGGUGGGAUACAGGAUGGAGCCGCUGCAGCCUCAGGUGCAGACAUUGACUUCGAUGGCCAUGUACGCCAAGGUGAACGAUUACCUCAAGAUUGAGAUGAACGAGAACUAUCUCAAGGAUGUUAUCAAUAAGGUCCAGGACAUAAUCAUGAACACAUAUGCGGAGGUAAACAAGUAUAUCGAGGACUUCCGCAGUAAGUACUACGAGCUAUAUUCGUGGCAGGAGCGCGACGCCCUCAACCAAUUCCUGGCCGAGCCGCAUGAGUUCGAGGAGUAUUUUGCCCGGAUCGACAAGUACUACGAGUUCAUCAAUAUGCUGCGUAGCGAACCAGGGACCGAGUACUUUGUCAUGGCCGUCAUCCACAACGAGCCAGCCAUAAUUGGUCUACGCACCCUGGCCGAGAACCUGAUCACAGAGAUUACCACGAUCAUCAUACAGGAGCACAUUAAAGCCGAGGUGGAGAUCUGUGACGAGUUCGAGAAGAUUAAGUACCGGGCGCUAGAGAUACCCAAGUCGACGGAGGAGUUGCUCGAGAGUGCGGACUACAUGAUCCAUGUGAAGAAGGACAAGAUUGCCGAACUGACCGACCGCAUUCAGUACUGCCUGCAGGUGGGCACCAACAUUGUCGAGCUGACCGAGAUGUCGAAGUACCACUUCGAUCUGACCAUCAAGACGAUCAAUUGGAUCAAGGACAUCAACGAUAUCUGCGAUUAUAAUGCAUCGCAGCAGGAGCAGUAUAAAUUUACCUUUGAGGAGCAUCUUCAGGAGGUCAUCAAGAAGCUGAACACCGACAUCGAGGAGCUGCUGCCCAAGAUGGCGGUCAUUGACGACAUGAGUCGGCCGGACAAAUUCCGUGACAGCUACAUAAUCCUUCAGAACUUUAUCGAUCAGCUGAAAACCUUUGACGACUAUGUGGCAUGGAUCAACAAGGAGGAGAAGCUCUUCAAGAUUGCUCAAACCAUGUAUCCCACGCUGGAGGUCAUCAAGACGUUCGUGUAUCCAUUCGCCGAGCUCAUGAAGUGCUGCAUUGAUUGGCAGCGAUAUUUGAACGUGUGGAACGACGGACCCUUCGAGUACCUAGAGCCGCAGUUUGUGGAGACCACCACGGACAACUACCUAAAGGAGUUCCAGAAGAAUCAGAAGUACUACAGGGUCAAGAUAAAGCAGGAUCUCAUCGACAAUCCCGUGUGCAAGUUCAAGGGUCAAACGGAAGAUCCCGAUCCAGCCAAGCAUCCGGUGCCGCUGCGGCUCUGUACUUCGAUGAUCCAGUCUAUCAAGGACUUCACCACCGGAGUCUUCAUCGUGAAUACCAUGUGCAAUCCAGCGCUGAGGAAGCGCCACUGGAAGGAAAUGUCUGAUAUAGCUGGCUUUGACGUUACCCCUGAUGCAGGCACCACGCUGCGCAAGAUCCUCAACUCGGGCCUGGACCCAAUCCUAGACCAGUUCGAGAUCAUUAGCAUUGGGGCCAACAAAGAGCUGCAGCUGUGGAACGCGCUACAAGCCAUGAUCAAAGAGUGGGAGACCAGAGCUUUCCCCUAUGGCCCAUACAAGGAGACGGGCGUGCAGAUUCUGAGCAGCCUGGACGACAUCCAGGCCCUGCUGGACGACCAUAUCCUCAAAACGCUGGCCAUGCGUGGCUCCGCCUUUAUGAAACCGUGCGAGGAGGAAGUGCGUGCGUGGUAUGAGAAGAUCAUGCGCGUUAAUGAAACACUGGACCAGUGGGGCAAGGUGCAGGCCAACUACCUGUAUCUGCUGCCUAUCUUCUCUUCGAAAGACAUCGUGGCCCAGAUGCCCGAGGAGGGUCGGCUCUUCACCAUCGUGGAGCAGACGUACACCCGGAACAUGGGCCUGGUGCUUCGCCAGCCGUUGGUGAUGGAAACGGCACCUGUUGCCGGACUGCUCGAGUCCCUGCAAAAGGCCAACGAGCUACUGGAGGACAUAGCCACUGGCGUGAGCAACUAUCUGGAGAAGAAGCGCCUCUACUUCCCGCGAUUCUUCUUCCUGGCCAACGACGAGAUGUUGGAAAUCCUCUCUGAAACGAAGGAUCCGUUACGUGUACUGCCGCAUCUAAGCAAGUGCUUUGAGGGAAUUAGCAGCCUGCAAUUCGAUUCGGCCAAGAAUGUGCUGGCCAUGUUGAGCAGCGACAAGGAGUCGAUUGACUUCAUAGACCAAGUCUCAACGGCGGCAGCCGGCGGCAGUGUGGAGAAGUGGCUCAUCGGCGUGGAGGACGAGAUGCUAAAGGCGGUGCGCUACCAGAAUGAGCUCUCCUUCGCCCACUACCCGAAGGUGAAGCGGCACGAGUGGGUGCUGGAGUGGCCCCAGAUGACAGUUCUGGCUAUCUCCCAGGUAUACUGGGCCUCUCGUGUCCAUAGCUGCCUGCGUCGCACCGUUGGCGGAAACCAGAUCGUCAUGCAGAACUUCUUCCAAGAGUUGGCUAAGGAGCUGACCGACGUUGUGACCCUGGUCCGGUCACCGAAGAUCAGCAACCUCAACAGAAUCACAAUCAAGUCGCUGAUUGUGAUCGAUGUGCACGCCAAGGACGUGACGGAGGAGCUGAUCCGGCUGAAGAUCAGCAGCGAGUUCGAUUUCCAGUGGCUGGCCCAGAUGCGGUACUACUGGGAGGAUGAUAAGACCUGGGUGCGGAUCAUCAAUGCCACAGUUCCGUUCGCCAACGAGUAUUUGGGAAACUCGGACCGCCUGGUGAUUACACCGCUGACGGAUCGCUGCUACCGCACCCUGGUGGGUGCCUACCAGCUGCACUUGAACGGAGCUCCCGAGGGACCAGCGGGAACUGGCAAGACGGAGACCACCAAGGAUCUGGCCAAGGCACUGGCCGUGCAGUGCAAGGUGUUCAACUGCUCCGAUGGUCUGGAUUACAAGGCCAUGGGCAAAUUCUUCAAGGGACUGGCCUCGUGCGGCGCCUGGGCCUGCUUUGAUGAGUUCAAUCGUAUCGAACUGGAGGUGCUCUCAGUGGUGGCUCAGCAGAUUCUGCUCAUUAUCCAGGCGGUGCGCGGCCACGUGGCCAAGUUCAUGUUCGAGGGUACCGAGCUGACCCUAAAUCCCGCUUGCUACGUCUGCAUCACUAUGAAUCCCGGCUAUGCGGGCCGUUCGGAGCUUCCCGACAAUCUGAAGGUGCUUUUCCGCUCGGUGGCUAUGAUGGUGCCGGACUACGCCAUGAUUGGAGAGAUCUCGCUAUAUUCGUACGGCUUUGUGGAUGCCCGCAAGCUGGCAGUGAAAAUUGUGACCACGUACCGGCUAUGCUCGGAGCAGCUGUCCAGCCAGAACCACUACGAUUACGGCAUGCGAGCCGUGAAGACGGUGCUCUCCGCCUGCGGCAACAUAAAGAAGCAGUUCCCUGACGAGGUCGAGGACAUUCUGCUGCUGCGCAGUCUGAUCGACGUUAACCUGCCCAAGUUCCUGUCGUUCGAUGUACCGCUGUUCGAGGGCAUCAUCUCGGACAUUUUUCCGGGCAUCAAGUUGCCGCACAUUGACUACAGUCUGGUGGAGGAGGAGUUCAAACGGGUCUGCGCGGAGGAGGUGCUGGAACCGGCGACUAGCUUCCUCACCAAAGUCAUCCAGACUUACGAGAUGAUCAUCGUUCGACAUGGUUUCAUGCUGGUGGGCGAGCCACUGGCGGGCAAGUCUAAAACACUGCAAGUGCUCGCCAAGGUCAUGUCAGCGCUAAAGAUCAAGGCGCCGCAUAAGAGCAGCUACUUCCAGCACGUUCAGAUGGGCAUAAUGAAUCCCAAAUCCAUUACCAUGAACCAGCUGUAUGGCUCCUUCGAUCCUAUCUCAUACGAGUGGACUGACGGCCUGGUGGCAAAGAUUUUCCGCGACUUUGCCAUGACGCCAACACCGGACAGGAAGUGGGUAAUCUUUGACGGCCCCGUGGAUGCUGUGUGGAUCGAGAACAUGAACACUGUGCUGGACGAUAAUAAAAAGCUGUGCCUGACCAGCGGCGAAGUGAUAACCAUGACUCACGAGAUGUCGAUGGUGUUCGAGGUGAUGGAUCUGUCGCAGGCCUCGCCGGCCACCGUGUCCCGUUGCGGCAUGAUUUACAUGGAGCCCUCCACACUCGGAUGGCGGGCCUUCGCCAAUAGCUGGCUUAAGAAGGCGGAUCCCCGGUGGGCGGACGAGGAGGGCGUGGAAUAUGUGCUGGCACUGCUUUCCUGGCUCCUGGUGCCUUGCCAAACCUUCAUCCGGCGGACUUGCAGUCAGUUUGUCAAGCCCGGAGAGUUCAAUUGCUUGCUGACCACCUUCGAUCUCUUCGACAUGCAGAUCGCAGAGGCUAUCGAGGAGAACCCAGAGGACUAUCAGAAGUACUUGGUGAGCUACUUCCAGGCCGCCAUCUUGUUUGCUUUGGUCUGGGGAGUGGGUGGAGUGCUGGACACUGCUUCCAGGGAAAAGUUCGACCUCUUCUUGAGAAAGCUUUGGGAUAAUGAUGACGCACCGCUACCAGAUCCGUUGGGCAAGAUGGAGAUAACCCCGCCCUCCGAGGGUCAGCUGGUCGACUAUGUGUUCAUGUAUAAGCAGCGCGGAGCAUGGCGUUAUUGGCCCGAUCUGGCCAAGCGAAUGGACGUGGAGGAGACAAAGACGGGCGUGAUUGUGCCAACGGUGGACACGGCACGCUACGUCCACUUACUAAAGAUGCACGUGGAGCAUAAGAAGCGGAUGCUGUUGGUGGGGCCCACGGGAACUGGAAAAACAGUCUACAUACAGAACUAUCUGAUGAACAAGCUAGACAAGGAGGUGUACGAAACGGGCUUCAUCACCUUUACCGUGAUGAUCUCGGCCAAUCAGUGCCAGGAGCUGCUCAUCUCCAAGCUGCAGAAGUGGAAGCGUGGCAUCUACGGUCCGCCCAAGGGUAUGCAGAGUGUGCUCUUCGUGGACGAUAUGAAUAUGCCGGUAAAGGAGGUAUACGGGGCCCAGCCUCCGCUGGAGCUACUUCGCCAGUUCUUUGACUACGGCCACGUCUACGAUCUUCGCGACAGCUCCAAAGUCUACAUCCACAACGUGCUGAUUAUAGCCGCUUGUGGUCUCCCCGGCGGCAGUCGCCAGGAUGUCUACGCCCGCUUCCUGAACCACUUUAAUGUCUACUCGAUCAACACGUUCAGCGAUGACAGCAUGUUCCGGAUAUUCCUUAAUGUGGCUCUAAAUGGCUUCCGACGAUCUGGCCACGGUCAGGAUGUAUUCGUCGUUACCAACCAGAUAGUGACUGCCACGCAGAGCAUCUACAAGAGCGUGCAGUCCGAGAUCCGAGCAACGCCCGCGAAGUCCCACUACAUCUUCAAUCUGCGUGAUAUCUCGCGCGUGGUGACAGGCUGCACGCUGGUGCGGAAGGAGUCCGUUUCCGACAAGAAGAUCUUUGUUCGUGUCUGGUAUCAUGAGGCAAUGCGGGUCUUCUAUGAUCGUCUCGUGGACGACACCGACCGCAGAUGGAUGUUUGACAAGCUGAAUGAGUGCCUCAAAUCCAGUUUUAAAGACAAGGUGGAGACUGUCUUCGAGCGCUAUUGUGUGCAGGUCAAGGACGAGCAGGUCUUCACAAUGGAAGCGGCCACCAGUAUCUUCUUCGGUAUGUACUUUGACGAGGACAGCGUGCCGGAUGAGCGGCGCUACGAGGAGGUACCUAGCCCAGAUGUCUUUCUUAACUUGGCACUGGCGAGCCUGGCAGACUACAACUCGACGCGCCGCUCGAAGAUGGAUAUCACCCUAUUCACGUUCGCCCUGCAGCAUUUGAAUCGCAUAUGCCGUAUUAUUUCCAUUCAGGGAGCCAGUGCCUUGCUCAUUGGCUUGGGCGGUUCGGGACGCCAAUCCUUGACCAAACUGGCCACCAAUAUGGUCCAGACGUCGUUCUUUCAGCCGGAGAUCACCAAGAAUUAUGGGGCCAACGAAUGGCACGACGACAUCAAGGCUAUCCUUAAGGAGGCCGGCGGAAUGAACAAGCACACCACCUUCCUUAUCACCGAAAAUCAGAUUAAGAUGGAGCUCUUUCUGCAGGACAUCGACUGCCUGCUCAAUCAGGGCGAGGUGCCCAACAUCUUUCCGAUCGACGAGAAGCAGGAGGUGCUGGAGAUGGUGCGCCUGGCUGCCCAGGGGGGCAACCGCAACAUCGACGUCUCGGCGCUGCAAGUCUUCUCCUUCUUCGUGGAACGCUGCAAGCAGAAACUGCACAUCGUCCUCAGCUUCUCGCCCAUCGGAGAUGCUCUGAGGACGCGGGUGCGCUUGUAUCCCUCGCUGGUGAAUUGCUGCACCAUUGACUGGUACGACAGCUGGCCGGAGGAGGCAUUGCAGAUGAUAGCCAAGAUGUCCCUGGUCGACGUUAACGUGCCCAACGAGGACAUCAAGCUGGCCAUCAUGGACACCUGCCAGUACUUCCAUACGACGGCGGCGCGAGUCACGCGUUCCUUCUGCCAGAUGUCUGGGCGCCACAUCUACCAGACCAACGCCUCCUUCAUCGAGCUGAUCCGCUCCUUCCAAACCCUUAUUGAACGCAAGCAGAGCGAGACGAUGCUUGCCAAGAUGCGUUACAUUGGCGGCUUGGACACGCUGGCACAGGCAGCAGCUGCCAUAUCGAUUAUGCAAAGGGAUCUCAACGCCCUGCAGCCCAAACUGGUGGCCCUUGCGGAGGCCUCACGUAAAAUGAUGCUGGAAAUCAACAAGGAGACGCUGGCUGCCAGUGCCGCCGCCGAGCAGGUGAAGCGCGACGAGGAGGUGGCCUCCGUGCAGGCCGAGGCCGCACAGGUGCUGAAGCACGACUGCGAGCGGGAUCUGGCCAAGGCCAUACCCGUCCUGGAAGACGCUCUAAGCGCCUUAAACACCUUGAAGCCAGCGGACAUAACGCUAGUUAAGUCGAUGAAGAAUCCGCCACCUGUUAUCAAGCUCGUGAUGGCCGCUGUCUGCGUGAUCAAGGGGAUUCCGGCAGAACGCAUCCCAGAUCCUGCCAGUGGAAAGAUGGUGCAGGACUAUUGGGGGCCUAGUAAGCGUCUGUUGGGUGAGAUGAACUUCCUGCCGGCUCUGAAAGAAUUCGACAAGGACAACAUUCCGCCAGACAUCAUGAAGCGCAUACGUAAGGAGUUUAUACCAAACAAGGACUUCGAUCCCAAGGUUGUGGCCAAGGCGUCGAGUGCCGCCAAGGGUCUGUGUCAAUGGAUCAUCGCCAUGGACAUGUACGAUGAGGUGGCCAAGGUGGUGGCACCCAAAAAGGCCAAGCUAGCCGGAGCGGAAAAGGAGUACGCCGACACCAUGGAGUUCCUUGCUGAGAAAAGAGCCCUGGCGCUGGCCCUCGAGGAGAAGGUGGCUCAGCUGAACAUCGAGUUGGACAAGGCCAAUGAGGAGAUGCAGAAGACGGAGGAGCACGCCGAGAACUGUCGCAACAAACUGCUGCGAGCCGAGGCCCUCAUCGGCGGAUUGGGCGGAGAGAAGUCACGCUGGAACAAAGCGGCGGAGGAUCUGCAGGAGCUGUAUGAUCAUUUGCCCGGCGACGUGCUCAUCUCCUGCGGCAUCAUCGCCUACCUGUCGGCAGUGAAUCUCCAGUACCGCAGCGAUUGUGUCAACGACUGGUUUAAGAAGGUCACCGAACUGAAGAUUCCCUGCUCCGAGAAGUACUCCAUCACGAACGUACUGGGUCUGGAGGUCACCAUCCAGAACUGGCAGCUGGACGGCCUGCCCAACGACGAUUUCUCCACCGAGAACGCCAUCAUCUCGUCAAACUCCAGUCGUUAUAGCUUGUUCAUUGAUCCGCAGGCGCAGGCCAACAACUGGCUGAAGAACAUGGAGCGAAAGAACCGGCUUAACUGCGUCAAGUUCAACCAGGGCAACUACAUGAAGGUCAUAGCGGAGGCCCUUGAGUAUGGUACGCCGGUGAUUAUCGAGAACGUGCAGGAAGAGCUGGAGGUGCCGCUGGAUCCCAUCCUGAUGCAUCAGACCUUCUUACAGGGCGGCGUCAAGCACAUCAGCCUGGGCGAGACAGUUGUUCCGGUCAACCCGAACUUUCGCCUGUACAUGACCUGCAACCUGCGGAACCCGCACUUCCUCCCGGAAACCUUCAAUAAGGUGACGGUCAUCAACUUUGCGCUUACCCAAAAUGCUCUUAUGGACCAGCUGCUCAGCAUAGUGGUGGCCAAGGAGCGACCCGAUCUGCAAGAGCUGCGCAUUAUGCUCACCACAGAAGCGGCCGCCAAUAAGGGAGCUCUGCGGGAUGCGGAGAACAUGAUACUGAAGACGCUGAGCGCCGGUGGGGACAUUCUGGAGAACGAGGCGGCCAUACAGAUAUUGGCAGAGUCUAAGGGUCUGUCCAAGGACAUUGUGGAGAAGCAGGAGGCCGCCAAGGAGACCUCGGCCAAGAUCGAGGCUUUCCGGCUCAACUACAAGCCCGUGGCCGUGCACUCCUCCAUCCUGUAUUACUCGAUCACGGAUCUGCCGAACAUCGAUCCCAUGUACCAGUUCUCCCUGAACUGGUAUAUCAACCUCUACAUGUACUCCAUUGAGACGGCCAACAAGUCCAAGGACCUGCCCCGCCGCAUUAAGUUCCUAGUGGACGGCUUCACACGUAAUCUAUACAACAACGUCUGCCGCUCGAUCUUUGAGAAGGACAAGCUGCUCUUCUCCUUCAUCCUCACUGCCCGCAUCAUGCUGGGCACUGGCCAGGUUGAGAUGCGACAUUUCGCUCACCUGGUUACCAAUGCCAAGGAGUCUACCAAUUUACCGCCCAAUCCCGAUCCAAGCUGGAUAACGGAGACCGUGUGGCUUAACGUGCUCCGACUGGAGGAACUCAAGGAGCUAAAGGGCAUCGUGGCCCACUUCCAGAAAAACCUCUCCGCCUGGCAAGCGAUCUACGACCAUUCCUCACCGGAAACGGCACCGCUGCCGUCUCCGUGGCACGACAAGACCACCGCCUUUGAGAAGAUGAUUGUACUGAAGGCUCUUCGCCCGGACUCCGUCUUCCUGGCGGUGCGUAUCUACAUCGCACAGUGCAUUGGCGAACAAUACGUGACGCCGCCUGAGUUCGAUAUCUCGAAGUCGUACGCCGAUUCCACAGCUCUGACACCGCUGGUGUUCAUUCUGUCACCGGGAGCCGAUCCCCUGGGCUCUCUGCUGGCCUUCGCCGAGAAGAUGGGUCAGGAGGAGACGUUCCAGAGCAUUUCACUGGGCCAGGGCCAGGGUCCGAUAGCCACGGCGCUGAUCAAGAACGCUCAGGAGAUGGGCUAUUGGGUUUGCUUGCAGAACUGCCAUCUGGCUGCCUCAUGGAUGCCCUACCUUGAAUAUCUCUGGGAGAACAUGGACACCUUCAACACCCAAGCCAACUUCCGGAUAUGGCUGACGGCCUAUCCCACGCCUCAGUUUCCCGUCACUAUUCUCCAGAAUGGCGUCAAGAUGACCAAUGAACCGCCUACCGGGCUCAAAGAGAACCUGAUGCGUUCCUAUAACUCGGAGCCCAUUAAUGACUAUGAGUUCUAUACUGGGUGCGCCAAGCAGGACCGAGCUUUUACCAGGCUGCUCUACGGAAUCUGCUUCUUCCAUGCUGUGGUCCAGGAACGUCGCAAGUACGGACCCUUGGGCUGGAACAUUGCCUACGGAUUCAAUGAGUCCGAUCUCCAAAUUUCUGUGCUGCAGCUGAGCAUGCUAUUGAACCAAUACGAACAUGUCCCCUACGAUGCCAUCUCGUAUCUGACCAGCGAGUGCAACUACGGCGGCAGGGUAACGGACAACUGGGAUCGGCGGGCCAUAGUGACAAUCCUGGCCGACUUUUGCAAUGCUCAGGUGGUGGGGGACAAUCGGUACAGGUUCGCCAGUGACGAUCGUUACAUUUUACCCAGGAAGACGGAGCACCGCGAGAUCCUGCGCUAUCUGGACGAGAAUAUACCUUCUUUGGCGCCGCCUGAGGUGUAUGGGUUGCAUGCCAAUUCGGGAAUCACCAGGGAUAUGCAAACGACCAAGACCCUGCUGGACUCGAUGAUCCUCCUGCUGGGCAGUGAGGCUGCUGGAUCCUCCGGAGCCGGCGUGAGUGUGGAGCAGGUCAUACUAGACACGAUCAAGCAGAUAGAGCGCGAGAUGCCACCGGACAUGGAUAUUGAGGCGGCGGCAGAGAAAUAUCCAGUUGACUAUAACGAGUCCAUGAAUACGGUGGUAGUCCAAGAGAUGGAGCGCUUCUUCAAGCUGCAGAAGGAGAUCCGUAUCUCCUGCCGAGAUCUGGCCAUGGGCAUCAAGGGCAUACUCGUGAUGACUCCGGACCUGGAGAACGUAAUGACGGCCAUGAAGUUCAACCGCAUCCCUACCAAGUGGAUGUCCAAGUCGUAUCCGUGCCUAAAACCACUCGGCUCCUAUGUCCAGGAUCUGUACAAGCGGCUUAACUGGCUGCACGACUGGCACCAUCGUGGGAAGCCGCCCACAUUCUGGCUGUCCGGUUUCUUCUUCACCCAGGCCUUCCUCACCGGCGCCAUGCAGAACUUUGCACGCAAGUACAAGAUCCCCAUCGACACUCUGACCUUUGACUACGAUGUGCUCAAGGUGGAGACGAAGACAUCGCCGCCGGAUGACGGCGUUUACUGCAACGGCCUUUACCUGGAGGGCGCCCGCUGGGAAUGGCGCGAGAAUACGCUGGUGGAGCAAUUCCCCAAGGUGCUCGUCUACGCUAUGCCCGUGAUCUUCUUCCGUCCGGUGCCCAUCCUAGAGCUAACCGAGGGCUCGCGCUACAAAUGUCCGCUCUACAAGACCGGCGAGCGCAAGGGCACACUCUCCACGACGGGUCACUCCACGAACUAUGUUGUCCCGCUGCUGCUGAAUACCCAUGCCAAGCCCUCGCACUGGGUCAAGCGCAGCGUGGCUCUCAUUUGCCAGACCAAUGACUGAUCCCAUGGACCCUGAUCCCUGUAUGUAAUCAAUUCAAUGAGGGGAACUCUUUUUUUUUUGGUUUAAGCCAUACGGUUAUUAAAGUAGAUGAUUAUAUUUAUAAAAUUUGUACAUUUUGCAAAUAACAAGAGAACAUCAUUGUUUUUUGCUCAACUGCUCAAGCCAAGCGCUAUCCAUAGGUGCAACUGAAAGAGUAAAAAAUUAUCAGAACAACAAAAAAAGAAAUUGUGUUACCCCAAUCUUUACCACAUUCAUGAUAGUUUGAAUAUCCAGUAUUUUCAAAAGUAUUACAAUUACUAUAUUACUUGUAUACGAUUUCUAAUUUGAAUCUAUUUAUAUUUACAGCCUUGCUGGGUAUUAUAAUUUUAUUUCAGAGAUAUUCUGAGCGAAAUGGAUCGAUACCCAAUGAUCCAAUUACAAACUGCAAAGAAAUUCAAGCUUUCUUUAUUAUCUAUUAUAGUUUGUGAUUCUUUUAAAUAAAUACAGCAAAUUUGUCA
Molecule: messenger RNA, 12395 nt
Organism: Drosophila serrata
Lineage: Eukaryota; Metazoa; Arthropoda; Insecta; Diptera; Drosophilidae
Gene: Dhc62B
Product: Dynein heavy chain at 62B
Biological process (GO): microtubule-based movement
Cellular component (GO): dynein complex
Molecular function (GO): minus-end-directed microtubule motor activity; dynein light intermediate chain binding; dynein intermediate chain binding
Source: RefSeq, a predicted model, not a curated record